This is a messenger RNA of Epinephelus lanceolatus (giant grouper), 5115 nucleotides long. It is a transcript of the gene araf, whose product is annotated as A-Raf proto-oncogene, serine/threonine kinase. Lineage: Eukaryota; Metazoa; Chordata; Actinopteri; Perciformes; Serranidae. Gene Ontology annotation, biological process: MAPK cascade; protein phosphorylation. Gene Ontology annotation, molecular function: ATP binding; MAP kinase kinase kinase activity. The record is from RefSeq and is a predicted model, not a curated record. Gene Ontology annotation, cellular component: mitochondrion; cytosol.
CUAAAUUAGCUUCAGAGUUAGCCAGAUAAUCUCCUCUCCUACUCCAGUCAGCAUUUAGCCAGCUAGCUCGCACCGUUUCAAAUCAAGCUGAGAGGAAUUUACAAACGCUAUGAUAACUUUGUAUCGUUAGCAUUUUAUUGGCAUUACUUUACCUUUUAUCCACUUCGUAUUAAUCUACCUUUAAAACUUAGUUUAAGUCGUUUAACUGCCGCCCCGAGAGAAACAUGGCCUCCCAAAACUCAAAAUGUCAUUGCAUUGCAGGCAAAUCCCAUGCUAAGCUAAAUGGCUAACGUUAGCUAGCGUUAGCAUGCUUGUUAGCAAUUUUGCGACUUUGGCUGUCAGCACUUAAUUACUGCAUUAAUUUAAAGCUCUGGCUGGCACGUGCCUGGUUAAUGUUACAUCAUCUAAGGCUCCAAAUAAAGGGCUAACUCUUCUGGAUCCCACUGUGCAUGAAGCUCUCCUGAGGUUGUGGUGUCUAAGUGCUGCGUGUCCCAGCUCUUCCUGCCUCUCAUCAUGUCCUCCACCUCCUCCUCCUACUCCUCCUCAGGGGAGACUAGUCCGGAGGAUGUACCCCGAGGUGGGGGCACCAUCCGAGUCUACCUCCCCAACAAACAGAGGACAGUGGUGAAUGUUCGCCAAGGACAGACUGUCUAUGAGAGUCUAGAUAAAGCCCUCAAAGUGAGAGGCCUGAGCCAAGACUGCUGUGCUGUAUUUCGCCUUCUAGAGGGUCGAAAGAGACUGACAGAUUGGGACACAGACAUCACUCCACUGGUUGGAGAGGAGCUUUUAGUCGAGGUCCUGGAUGAUAUUCCCCUUACCAUGCACAACUUUGUACGGAAAACCUUCUUCAAGCUGGCUUACUGUGAUUUUUGCCACAAGUUUCUCUUUAAUGGCUUCAGAUGUCAGACAUGUGGCUACAAAUUUCACCAGCAUUGCAGUAGCAAGGUCCCUACUGUGUGUGUGGACAUGGAUACCGUGAGCAAACGAUGUGAUCCUAGUCCCUGCACAGAUGAGUACCCACGGAUACUAUUGCCAGAUAAUUCCCCAUCACAGAGCAAUCUAGCCUUAACCCCAGAGCCUGCUGGGAUGGACCUCCUGUCCCCGACCUUUCGCUUCCCCAUGCCGGGUGGUGAUGGCCAGUCUCUCCAGAGGCAUCGCUCCACCUCCACUCCCAAUGUUCAUAUGGUCAGCACAGUGGGCCCUGCUGGUGCCAGCAUCAUAGAGGAAGCACUAAAAUUCAACAACACAAUGGGUCCUGAGCCCUCACCAAAGCCCUCCACCAGCCCACCCUCUUCUCUUGGCUCCCCAGGAAGGAGACCGCCCAAGUCUCCCUCAGAGCACAAGGAGCGCAAGCCCUCCUCAUCAGAUGACAAAAAGAAAGUGCACCGAGGAGGCUACAGAGACUCAAGUUACUACUGGGAGGUCCACUCUCGAGAAGUCACCAUUCAGAAGAGAAUAGGUGCUGGCUCCUUUGGAACAGUCUUCAAGGGCAAGUGGCACGGAGACGUGGCAAUCAAGAUCCUUAAAGUCACCGAGCCAACGCCUGAACAAUUGCAGGCCUUCAAAAAUGAAAUGCAGGUCUUACGGAAGACCCGCCAUGUCAACAUCCUGCUGUUCAUGGGCUAUAUGACUAAGCCCAACUUUGCCAUCAUCACACAGUGGUGUGAAGGCAGCAGCUUGUACCGCCAUCUGCAUGUCACAGAAACCAAGUUUGACACUAUGCGUCGCAUUGAUGUGGCCAGACAGACAGCACAGGGCAUGGAUUAUCUUCAUGCGAAGAACAUAAUUCACCGAGAUCUGAAAUCAAACAAUAUUUUUCUCCACGAGGGCUGGACUGUUAAGAUCGGUGACUUUGGCCUGGCCACAGUGAAGUCUCGGUGGAGUGGCUCUCAACAGGUAGAACAGCCCAGUGGAUCCAUUCUGUGGAUGGCUCCUGAGGUGAUCCGAAUGCAGGACAGCAACCCAUAUACGUUCCAGUCUGAUGUAUAUGGCUAUGGAGUGGUGCUGUUUGAGCUGAUGUCAGGGACCUUGCCUUACUCCAAUAUCAACAACAGAGACCAGAUAAUCUUUAUGGUUGGACGUGGUUACUUGUCUCCAGACCUCAGUAAGCUGUAUAGUACCUCACCCAAGUCAAUGAAAAGGCUUAUCAUUGACUGCCUGAAGUUCAAACGUGACGAGAGGCCCCUGUUUCCCCAGAUCCUGGUAGCAAUUGAGCAGGUUCAAGACCUGCUGCCAAAAAUCGAGAGGAGUCGCUCAGAGCCGUCGCUCCAUCGGGCCGUCCACGCUGAGGACCUGAACCCCCUUCUGUUCCACACCACCAGGCUGGUGCCCCUCUAAGCUCCCCACAACAUGGGGCAGAGAAGUCGUCACCUGUCUAAAACCAUCACAGUGUGAGGCAUUCAGGUGUCUCAGAGAGGCCACAGGCUGACUGUCCUGACAGACCACAACCCCCAACUCACUUCCUGCCCCUGCAGAGCCCCGGAGCUGCAGCACUCAGCGCAAAACUCAGUAACUGCAGAAAUAACCGUAACACUUUUAGUCUGAUGGUGAAUCUUCUAUUCUUUUAUAACAUGACAAAGAUCUGCUCAUUAAGGGAUGUAAUUAUCUACUGUAUCCAGAAGGAUGUUAAAAUGCCUCUGAUCAGUCCGUUUGCGAAAGUCAUCAAACUGGUUAAGCUGCAUUACAUAUUCUGACCUACUAGGAAGUAUUUUCAGUUGGUUUUCAUAAAUGGUAAAGACAGUUUGGCACCAACCCUGCAAAAUUGUGUGCCCAUUUUCAGGAAUAAAUUAGUCUUAGACCUUUGAGGAGCACUGUGAUCAUAGCCAAAACAUUUAAAUCAGGUCAACAGUCCAGUGCCAGAGCUGCUGGUUCAAGUCACCUGAUCAGCUCACAUAUUUCAAAUGCUCUGUUGUCAUGCGCCCCUUUCAGUCUAAUGCGAUGGGAGAUCUGAGAUGUGAAGCUAGUGAUUUGAAAGCAGACUCAGUGCUUAGUUACCUUGGUAAAAGUGUCUCUGCACAUACAGAAAGCAGUGACGGGCUUGAAAACAGAAGUGGUGGAUUUUUGCAACUUAGUAUGACCUCAGAAUAAUUUAUCUGAUUUGGAUAGCUGCACUCGAAUCAUUAAGUUCACCUUGGACCCAGGUUACCAUUGAUGUUACAUUAUUGAUGGACUAAAAAAAAAAGUUAAACUCUAAAAAGCAUUUGAUAUGUGGAGGUUGAACGGUUAACACAGCAGCACCUGGCCGAAAUGACUGUAGUUCAAAUAAUUAUAUUUUUUAGAGAUAUGCAUUUGAAUUCACAUAUUCCUGUGAGUCUUAAACAUUACAGUUUGGAAAAAGUACAUCAACAGGCCAUUAGAUCUCUUUCAGCUUAAAUUAUUUGGACCAAUAUUUUUGCAGUUGAUACAGAAAGGUUUGUCUGACAAUUUGUUGUUCUGAUAUUGAACAUUUCCGAGCCCAAAUCACGGGGCAGAAUAUUAAUCAAUUCUUAUGCAGAUAAAACUACUGUAUUAAGACGGUUGAGGUUUGGGGCUUUAAAUAGACUGAUAGGACAGUGUUGAUCAAUUCUACACAUCCUCUUUAACUGCAACAUUUAAACCUUGUAAAAUUAGCUCACUGUUUUGGUCUGCCCCUCAUACACAGUGUCGGAAAAACACGUUUACGUGUUUGUGCAGAGCACACCUUAAAAUUCAAGGUGGUACCAAGUCUUUUUGUUCCGCUGAUUCUUUUCUCUAGUUUCACCAGUGUCAUCACACCCCAGAUCACAGGACUGCAGAUAAGACAGCUUUUACCUGUUUUCUUUUGUCAUUUUUAUCUUCAUGAGGAAUUGACAGACCAUUGUAAGUUCCAUUCUUAAUGUAACUGGUUAGUUGUAUUGCUGCUACUUUUAGUGUUUUCUAUUCAUAUUUUUUCUACACCUCAGAAAUGAGACAGGCUUGGACCAGAGUGCACCUUCAUUGUUCGCAGCUGCAACAGGUCUUUUGCAGUGUAAAUUAGCCCUUGGUUGACACCUCACACAUACAUGCCCACACACAUACUGGUCGUAACACUGUGAGUUACUUGGUUAAAUGAGUCAUACCGAUUUGGAUGCACUGCAGAAGGUGUGAGAAGUGGAAUUAAUUUCCUGCAAAUAAUUGAGGAUUCAGUGUGCUCCAUAUAAACUUGACCGUAUCACGUCGAAUGGAUUAGGGUGACGAUGCACCUUUUAGAACAGUCUGUCCUCGAAGGCGCUCGUGUUGUUAUCCAUUAUACACACACACAGUGACAAUGAAAAAGACGGCUUGAAAGAAGCUCAAAUCAUGCUUAUUUUCACCUUUAGAUUUUUGGAUUUUUUGUGUCAGAAAAGCAUCAUAAUUGUCUGAUCGCUCUCGAUUCCACUGUUAAUAAAGGAGCUUUAGAUGCUGUAGAUGAGUGGGCAAUGACUUGGUUUGAAGAAUGAGUCCUUACAGUUUAAAUGAGCAAAUUAUGCAUCAUCCCAUUGUUCAUGUAGCUAGCUGAUAAGUGAGUAGCAUUAAUGGACCAAAGUUUAGAUCUUUGUUUGUUUGACUUUCAUGCCGUCUUUGUCUUUCAAACAACAGUUGGAGGUGACUGGCUAUAACUCAGUACGUUUACAUGCACACCUAAUUCAAGCUACAGUCAUAGCUCGACUUGGCCAUUUAAUUGGACUACUGUCCUUGUCCCAGUAUACAAGCACAGGAGGGGAAUUGAUUUAAUGACCGAAAUAUGUUCUUCUCUGAUAUGAUGGGUGGUGAAAUGCCUUGUUAGUAUUGGACCUUUUUUCGGUUGACCUAUUACAUCACAGACCCAACAAUCAACAAACGUGAGCUAUGGUUAGCUAGCAGCAAACUGGUACCAACAGCUUUGUACAUUUCGUACGUGCUGUACACUUUUACUUUUUGUACAGAUGAGAUGCACGCUGGAUGUAGAUUUCGCCAUGUUACCUGCUUCUUCUUCUGUUACCCAUUUAAUGCUGUUCGACUUCCAGGUCAAAGCCAGAAACUGUGAAGCAUGUGCAGAGCACCUAGGCCAGUUUGGGUUUGAUUGACUGUGUACAUGCAGGAGUAAUUAUAUUCCCAGUCACACUGUCUGGGUGUGUUGGUCUGACUUUGAGAAAUUCG